AUUCGACCGAACGAUGAUGCUGGAUCCGUUCGAGUACAUGGACGAACACGACAAGUGCCUCCUCCUCACAGAUGGGUUCUCCAGGUUCAUCCAAAUGCUACUGGGGGUGUGCGCGGUUGGAGUGUUGUUUGUUAAGCGGGAGAUUGAGAUACCCAAGCGUGCAUUCAACGUGUGGACGUUUGAUGUAAGCAAGCAAGGCCUGGGCGCGCUCUUCGUGCACGUGGUCAAUAUCUUCUUGUCUAUCCUGCUGACCCAACGUUCCAAAGCCGAGGACGACCAAUGCGCUGUGUACUUCGCGACGUUCCUCAUUGACGUUACACUUGGCACAGCGCUAGUUCUAGUGUUCCUCGCCCAAGUUAAAGCAGUUGCCACGUGGAUGGGAUGGUCGUCCAUUCUCGCGUCGGGGAAGUAUGGCGACCCGCCGCAGUUCACGUACGUCAAGUUGGUUCGUCGUCGUCAUGUACCGUCUCAGGACGGCAUUGUGUGUUGUAGUGUGUGGCUGAAGCAGUUGGUCGUGUAUCUGGUCAUUUUGAUCGCCAUGAAGGUGGUCGUGACUGUUCUCGUGUAUAUCCUGUACAUCCCGUUGGCGACCGCAAGCACGUACCUGUUUUCCGUGUUUAGCCACCAUCGUCAUGCAGAACUGGUGGUUGUCAUGAUCCUCGGGCCAUGCUUUGUCAACGUCGUGCAGUUCUGGGUCCUCGACAACUACCUCAAGCAUGCGAUCGUGAUCCCCACAUCUCCUAAGACCUUCGCUCGCCUUCCCAGCACCGACGACACCAUCGACGAAGAUCGUCCCCAUACCCCCCUGUUGCUGUAAAUAUUCUUGGCUCCCACAAGCCAGGGCAUGUAAAAUUGCCUACAAGUAUUUUCAUCCCAAGAUAAUACACUAUAUUAUAAUAAUUGUCAUCGAC
Molecule: messenger RNA, 911 nt
Organism: Aphanomyces astaci
Lineage: Eukaryota; Oomycota; Saprolegniomycetes; Saprolegniales; Verrucalvaceae
Exons: 4
Coding region: 14-817 (267 amino acids)
Cellular component (GO): membrane
Source: RefSeq, a predicted model, not a curated record